GUCAGACGUAACUGAUCCGUGAGACAGAGGGAGCGGUUCGGUGUGUGAGCUUGUUCACUUGUUACCCUGCAGCAGACAUGGCAGACCCCAGCUCCUUUGCCUCUCCGGAGAAGUUUAACAUCAAGCAUAUGAAUCUCAAAUUGCAUGUAGAUUUUGCCUCCUGUGUUAUCACAGCUUCAACUUCACUGACCGUGCGUUCUCUGCAGGACUCGCUGGCAUCCCUGAUUUUGGAUACCAAAGACCUCACCAUUAAAAAAGUUGCUGUUAAUGGGAAAGAUGCAAAGUUUGCACUUGGAACAAGUCACAGCUUCAAAGGAACUCCUCUGGAAAUAACACUUCCUUUUUCACUUACAAGAGGACAAGACGUUAUUGUGGAAAUUGAUUCGGUCACCUCUCCCAAAUCAUCCGCCCUUCAGUGGCUCACCGCAGAACAGACAGCAGGAAAGGUCCAUCCUUAUCUCUUCAGUCAGUGCCAGGCUACACAUUGCAGAAGUAUAAUACCAUGCCAAGAUACACCAUCAGUGAAAUUCACCUACUGCAGCCAGGUUUCAGUCCCAAAGGAGCUGGUGGCUCUGAUGAGUGCACUUCGUGAUGGAGAAUUAGUAGAGCAAAAUGACUGCAGCAGAAAGAUUUACUGCUUCAUGCAAAAUGUGCCGAUACCCAGUUAUUUAAUUGCAUUGGUUGUUGGAGCUUUGGAGGGCAGAAAGGGUGGUCCUAGAACAACCAUUUGGACUGAGAAGGAGCUUUUGGAACCAUCUGUCUAUGAAUUCUCUGAGACAGAGAAGAUGCUCAAAUAUGCAGAAGACUUGGUUGGCCCCUAUGUGUGGGGUCAAUAUGAUCUGCUUAUAUUGCCUCCUUCAUUCCCAUACGGGGGCAUGGAGAAUCCCUGCCUCACGUUUGUUACCCCAACUGUGCUGGCUGGUGACCGCUCUUUGGCAGGUGUGAUUGCACAUGAAAUUUCACACAGCUGGACAGGAAACCUGGUUACAAAUGAAACUUGGGAAAACUUCUGGCUAAAUGAAGGUCAUACUGUAUACCUGGAGCGCAGGAUUGAUGGCCUUCUUCAUGGUGAAGAGUUUCGGCAAUUUAAGGCUCUGGGGGGUUGGAAAGAACUGCAGAAUUCGGUUAAUACAUUUGGAGCCACCAAUCCUCUUACAAACCUGGUACCCAAUCUGCAUGAGGUAGAUGUAGAUGCUGCAUUUUCCUCUGUUCCGUAUGAAAAAGGAUUUGCUUUGUUGUUCUAUCUGGAGCAGCUCCUUGGAGGGCCAGAAAUCUUCUUGGGGUUCCUGAAAUCGUACAUUCAGAUGUUUGCCUACAAAAGUGUCACCACAGAGCAAUGGAAGAAUUUCCUGUAUUCAUAUUUUAAGGACAAGGUGGAUAUUCUUGACAAGGUGGACUGGAAAGGAUGGAUGCAUACCCCUGGGAUGCCACCAGUACAACCCAAGUAUGACAUGACACUAGCUAAUGCUUGUAUCGCUCUCAGCCAGAAAUGGGUCAAGGCUAAGGAAAGUGAUCUGAGCUCAUUUAACGCUGAUGACGUAAAGGAUUUAUCAUCUCACCAACUCAUCGAAGUCUUGACCAUCUUGCUGCUAGAGGCACCUCUGACAGUCUCUCAUGUGAAACGAAUGCAAGAAGUAUACAACCUAAAUGAUGUCAAGAAUUCUGAAAUACGAUUCAGGUGGCUACGGCUUUGUAUUCGGGCUAAAUGUGAAGACGUCAUACCCUUAGCUCUAAAGAUGACAACUGAACAAGGAAGAAUGAAGUUCACACGCCCUCUGUAUAGGGAUCUGUACAACUUUGAGAAGGCUCGAGAAGAAACGGUUAACACCUUUCUGAAGAACAGAUCAUGUAUGCAUCCUGUGACUGAAAUGCUUGUGGCAAAGGAUCUCAAUAUCAGUGCCUCAUAACGCACCAUUACUACCAACCAGCCUUAACUGAUUAUUUUAUGCAGUCAUGACUUGGUGUGACAACCCAGUACAAAUUACUUUGUUAAAGAAGUUUUAUACGCUUGCAACUUUUUCCCAGAAGAAUAAUCCACUUUGCUGAAAUAAAACAAAUGACAUUAU
Molecule: messenger RNA, 2066 nt
Organism: Xenopus tropicalis (tropical clawed frog)
Lineage: Eukaryota; Metazoa; Chordata; Amphibia; Anura; Pipidae
Gene: lta4h
Product: leukotriene A4 hydrolase
Exons: 19
Coding region: 78-1907 (609 amino acids)
Biological process (GO): proteolysis
Cellular component (GO): cytoplasm
Molecular function (GO): metallopeptidase activity; leukotriene-A4 hydrolase activity; zinc ion binding
Source: RefSeq, marked provisional